Giardia duodenalis is the source of this 462-nucleotide messenger RNA. RefSeq lists its product as uncharacterized. NCBI's taxonomy places the organism in Eukaryota, Fornicata, Diplomonadida, Hexamitidae. The transcript has a single exon. The record is from RefSeq and is a predicted model, not a curated record. Bases 1 to 462 code for a protein of 153 amino acids.
AUGUCUGCAGCUGUUGUUCAGCAGCUUGAUUCGCAGAGGCGCUUCUGCUCGAAGGACGACGCUCUUAGGUAUUACUCGGACCAUAUCGUCACAAGAGGGUCCCGCUGGCGAGUCCUAAAAGCAGAUGCUCGACGUAUUCAUCUUAUCUGCAAAUCUGCAGGCUGCUCCGCAUCUGUACGAAUUUCCAUACGAGUAGACGGCUCAGUCAUUGCCGACGAGGCUGCUCUGCACCAUGUUCUCCACACCGACGAAAGUCCUUUCCCCCUUCUUGCCCAUGUGGAUAACGUGGCUGCAGCUGUUCUUAGGGAGGCCCCUAAUCUCCCGUUAGCCCACUACUACAGCAUAGUCUCCACACUUCUUCGUUGCUCGGUCAGCCGCAAAGUUCUUUGGAGGGCUCGCCGGCGACUAGAAUCCAAGCUCGAAACAGAGAAAGCAUCGAAGACGUCAAAUUUACAAGAGUAG